AUGCCGAAGAGCCAGGUGGGAGCAACGAACAACCCCAAGGCACUAGUUUUUGGGGUGACCAACGACCUGCUGCAUGGGGACUGCGACGGCGACGGCACCCGCCAGGAAUCCCUGUUGGCAUCAAACCUAGGAAAGCUCCUCUUCAGCCCCACUUUAAUUAAGCCGGGGAGCAGCAAGUCUAACCCACCACCAGCCGACCACACAACCCAGCCAAAGCCAGAGCAGCUUCUGGAGGUGGGAGGCAGGAGACAGACGCUCAGCAGGAAGGCGACGCAUCCCGAGUGUGACAGCAAGCACAGAAAUCCCUGCAGCACCGUGUUUAUUCCCGUUUGGCUCGGCGGGACCUUCUUCUUCAGCGUCCCGGGGGACAUCACCGAGCAGCGCACGCAAAGGGGGAUGCCCGAGGGGGAGCGGCACGUGGCGGCCGAGGCGGGGGACCUCGUCCGGCUCUUCCUGCGGCGCAGCCGGGGCGGUGCCUACUUCGAGCCCUCCCCACUCUUGGUGGUGGCCAACGCCAAUGUCCUCUGUGCUCUCUGCUUCGGCAGCCGCUACAGCCACACCGACAGCGAGUUCACGGCGCUGCUGGGCCGUAACGACCGCUUCGGGCAGACGGUGGGAGCAGGCAGCAUGGUGGAUGUGCUGCCCUGGCUCCUGCACUUCCCCAACCCCGUGCGCCGUGUCUUCCGUGACUUCCAAGCCCUCAACCGGGAGCUGCACAGCUUCGUGCGUGCCAAGGUGGUGCAGCACCGCCAGACCUUCGACCCGCGCACCCUCCGCGACAUCAGCGACAUCAUGAUCGCUGCUGUGGAGCGCGGCGACAGGCCCCCCGAGGGGCUGGGACCCAAGGACGUGGAGGGCGCCAUGACUGACAUCUUUGGCGCGGGGCAGGACACCACGUCCACAGCGCUCUCGUGGGUCCUCCUGCUGCUGCUGAAGCACCCGCAGCUCCAGCAGGACCUCCAGGCUGAGCUGGACCGGGUGGUGGGACGCUCCCGGUUGCCCACGGCGGAGGACCGGCCCCACCUGCCCCUCCUGGAGGCCUUCAUCUACGAGACGCUGCGCUACAGCAGCUUUGUGCCCAUCACCAUCCCACAUGCUACCACGGACGACGUGGAGUUCGAGGGCUUCCACAUCCCCAAGGGCACCGUGGUCUUCAUCAACCAGUGGUCGGUCAACCACGACAGCAGCAAGUGGCCCGACCCGCAACGCUUCGACCCCGCGCGCUUCUUGGAUGUGCAGCAGCACCUGGACCGCGACCGGGCUGGCAGCGUCAUGAUCUUCUCAGCCGGCCAGCGGCGCUGCAUCGGCGACCAGCUCUCCAAGCUCCAGCUCUUCCUUUUUGCCGCCAUCCUCCUCCACCAGUGCUCCUUCCACGCCAACCCGGCGGAGCACCUCACCAUGGACUGUGUCCACGGGCUGGCGCUGAAGCCGCAGCCCUUCACCGUCACCGUGCGUCAGAGGCACCCCGCGCUCAUCCAGCCCUGA
This is a messenger RNA of Aptenodytes forsteri (emperor penguin), 1485 nucleotides long. RefSeq names its product cytochrome P450 1B1-like. The record is from RefSeq and is a predicted model, not a curated record. The transcript has 4 exons. The coding region runs from base 1 to 1485 and encodes 494 amino acids. Gene Ontology annotation, molecular function: oxidoreductase activity, acting on paired donors, with incorporation or reduction of molecular oxygen; heme binding; iron ion binding. Lineage: Eukaryota; Metazoa; Chordata; Aves; Sphenisciformes; Spheniscidae.